Molecule: messenger RNA, 966 nt
Organism: Aspergillus tanneri
Lineage: Eukaryota; Fungi; Ascomycota; Eurotiomycetes; Eurotiales; Aspergillaceae
Product: PhzF family phenazine biosynthesis protein
Exons: 1
Coding region: 1-966 (321 amino acids)
Biological process (GO): biosynthetic process
Cellular component (GO): cytoplasm
Molecular function (GO): isomerase activity
Source: RefSeq, a predicted model, not a curated record
AUGGGUCAGCGAGUGCGAUAUGUCACGCUGGACGUCUUCACUUCUCAGCCGUACGCCGGAAAUCCGUUGGCUGUUGUGUUCCUGCCGAACCCGAAGGGUUCCGCUCCUCCGCUCACCCAGAGCCAGAAACUAACUAUCACGCGUGAAUUCGAUUUGUCCGAGACGAUCUUUGUGCACGAAGGCAGCGGUGAGAAACGCACAAUUGACAUAUUCACCACCGCUUGCGAAAUCCCUUUUGCCGGUCAUCCGACCAUAGGUGCUGCAUCAUGGUUUCUUUCUCACUCACGAGCCAAAGAAGAUGGGGAACUGGUUCGCUGUUUGGUAACGAAGUCCGGUGAAAUUCCCAUCUCGCUGCAGCAGCCACCUACGAAGCAUGCGGUGGUGGCGAGGAUUGCACAUAAUGUCCGUUUUCAUGCUGCGAGGUACCCGCUGAAUGAACUGCUUCGACUUCAUCCAUCCUUGGCUCCAUUUUUCCCAGCCGCAGUUCAAGGGGGGGUAGAUUCAUUUCCGAUAGUUUCGAUCGUCAAUGGGAUGAGUCAGGUCCAUGUUGAACUACCCUCUCUGGAAGCCCUCGCAGCCGUGACGACCACAUACGAGGUCGUCCCGGUUGAUGGCACAUAUUUGGACGAUGGAUGGGGCUCUGGCCACUGCGUCAAGUAUUUCUACGUGCGAGAUGUUGCGGAUGCUCGUCUAGGACGGAAUGUCAUCCGUACCAGGAUGAUACUAGGAAACGAAGAAGAUGCGGCCACUGGCAGCGCGGCCAGUGGGUUGGUCGCAUAUCUGUCACUGACGAACGGAAAGCCUGGGCAGUACAAGUAUGACAUUGUGCAGGGGGUGGAAAUGGGGAGGCGUAGCGACAUUGGCAUUGAUAUCACAAUCAGCCCCGGGAAGGAGAUUGAAAGUCUCGACUUGAAAGGAGCUGCAGUGAUGGUGGCCGAGGGAACAAUCCUGGUCCCUGAGGAGUAA